GUUCCGUUUGGACGGGAACAUACAAAUGUCGGCGUGCUGACUACGAACGCAUCUCCGAACACUGCUGCUUUGCACAUCACAGCCGCCGGAACUCCGAUGCUAAUAUGUGAUCAAACGGAGGAAGACGAUUGUCCCUUGUUGAGUGGUGAGUUGUGACCCUCAUAGCCCACAAUUUCUCAGAAUGGACGAAACAGGCGCGAAACCCAAAAGAAGCGGUGCUCGUUUGUGCUACACGUGCAACGAAAGAAGAGCAGCCCUCAAAAGACCCAAAACUCUCGAACAGAUUUGCAGGGAGUGUUUUUAUGAUGUUUUUGAGGAGGAGAUUCAUCAAGUUAUUGUGACUAAUCAGUUAUUCAAGCCAGGUGAACGCGUCGCUCUUGGUGCUUCUGGUGGAAAAGAUUCAACAGUCCUGGCUUAUGUAUUGUCAAAACUAAAUAAGAAACAUGACUAUGGCCUUGAUCUUUUCCUCUUAUCAGUAGAUGAGGGCAUCACUGGGUAUCGAGAUGACUCCCUUGAAACUGUUAAGAGAAAUGAAAUUCAGUAUGGAUUGCCUUUGAAAAUCAUAUCUUACAAGGACUUAUAUGGAUGGACAAUGGAUGAAAUAGUGAAGGUCAUUGGUUUAAAGAACAAUUGCACCUUCUGUGGAGUCUUUCGUCGGCAGGCUCUUGAUCGAGGAGCUGCAUUGCUGAAAGUUGAUAAGCUUGUUACUGGCCAUAAUGCUGAUGAUAUUGCUGAGACAGUUCUCCUGAACAUAUUACGAGGAGAUAUUGCUAGGUUGAGUAGAUGCACUUCAAUAACCACGGGUGAAGAUGGGCCCAUUCCCAGAUGUAAACCUUUUAAAUAUACAUAUGAAAAGGAGAUCGUAAUGUAUGCAUAUUUCAAGCGGCUGGACUACUUUUCCACAGAAUGCAUCUAUUCUCCAAAUGCAUAUCGUGGUUUUGCUCGUGAGUUCAUCAAGGAUUUGGAAAGAAUUAGACCUAGAGCAAUUCUUGACAUAAUCAAAUCAGGGGAGAAUUUCAGGAUUUCCACUACUACGAAAAUGCCAGAGCAGGGGACUUGCGAACGGUGUGGUUAUAUAUCUAGUCAGAGGGAAGUUCUUCAAGCUCUAUCAUUUCCCCCCGCCAGUUGUCUAGAAGUUCUAUUAGUCAAAUGGACAAAGGGGGUAUUAAUUAAAAUUUAUACAAAUAAAUGGUGUAAAGCUUGUGUCCUUCUUGAGGGACUAAAUCGCGGUUUGCCUAAGCUUGGAAUUGGAAAGGGUCGGGUCAGUGUUAAUGGUUCCGAGGAUAGUAAUGAAAGUGAUAGAGAAAAGAGUAUUGCCAGCAAACAAUGUGGAACUUUAGACUUCUAACAUGCCCUUUGAGCUUCAUGUCAACUUCAACAGAAUGCUAAGAAUCUGUGCCUUUCAUUACUCGGGCAUUUACUAUCAAUCAGUAGAUUCAAUAGCAGUUAUUGCAAGUGGAGCGAGAAUCUUCAGUCUUGAAGGACCUGAACCUUGACCUUUGUCUGAGAUUUGACAAGAGUAGCUUGAAAGCUAAAAGGAGUGAUGUGGGGUCCUUGUUCAUGAAAUUGUCGUCAUCACCUGAUAGUGAAUGAAGUAGCUAGUUACAGCACGCAGAUGUUGCAACUUUUCAUUUUUAUUUAUACUUCUCAUAACGAGGGCAAUAUUUUAAGCCAUUGUAACUGGUAUUUAUUGAUGCAACCCCAUUGGAGAACGUUAAUGGUUCACUUAUAUGGUUGAAUCAUUCCAUUGGGAUUUUGGACAGCAAUUCAACUAAGUGCCUAGUAGCUCAAAUUUGAUGCUAUUAGACCCAAAAGAUUGUCAAAAAUAACUGGAUUACAUGCUUCCUAUUUCUACCCUAUUUAGUAUGUAUUUAUAAGAUGCUAUGACUUAGAAUCAUUAUGAAAUGGUAUGACUUUUAUGAUUA
This is a messenger RNA of Prosopis cineraria, 1925 nucleotides long. Its product is annotated as cytoplasmic tRNA 2-thiolation protein 1. The record is from RefSeq and is a predicted model, not a curated record. Gene Ontology annotation, cellular component: mitochondrion; cytosolic tRNA wobble base thiouridylase complex. The coding region runs from base 182 to 1348 and encodes 388 amino acids. Lineage: Eukaryota; Viridiplantae; Streptophyta; Magnoliopsida; Fabales; Fabaceae. The transcript is spliced from 11 exons. Gene Ontology annotation, biological process: tRNA wobble position uridine thiolation. Gene Ontology annotation, molecular function: tRNA binding.